AGUCCCGCUGCUUUACACUGCUGGACGGUGUUUGAGCACAAAAAAAGGAUUUCAGUUUCUGUCUGACCUUACAACCAAAUACAACAGUCAUACCAACCAAAGCAAUGGCCAGUGCGUUCACCAUUACCGAUAUCGAGACGGAUCUGGCCUGCCCGGGUGCGUCCUCCUUCGUUCAGAUACAGCUGAACGAUCUCACCGAUUACCCGUUGGCCUCUGCCGGCGUCAAUACACCACCUGCAGCGAUCGUGCCGGCCAAAUUUCGCAACUACGCCGAGCAGGUUCGCGACUUCCGCGUGUACGACGAUGACGUGUGGAUCGUGACGUACCCAAAGUGUGGCACCACCUGGACGCAGGAGAUGGUCUGGCUGAUCGCUCACGACCUGGACUAUCAAACAGCCCGUGACGUCAAUCUCAACACACGAUCCCAUUUCCUGGAAAUCGGAGCCAUUGCAGACAAGAUACCGGUCGAUACGGUGACGGUAGCAGCCCGCAUGAAGCGUCCGCGGCACAUUAAAUCCCACCUGCCGAUGGCGCUACUGCCCCGCCAGCUUUGGACGGUAAAGCCGCGCAUCGUGUACGUCGCCCGCAACCCGAAGGAUGUGGCCGUGUCCUACCUGCAUCACUAUCGGAUGAUUAUGGGCUACCGGGGCACCAAGGAAGCCUUCCUCGAUGGGCUGCUCGAGGAUCGGGUAAUGUUUUGUCCGCAGAUUAGGCAUGCGCUCGAUUUUUGGACGCUGAAAGAGGAACCCAACGUACUGUUUCUGACGUAUGAAAGCAUGAAGCGGGAUCUGCGAAGCGUUUUGCCCCAAGUGUGUACCUUUUUCGGGAAAAGCUUCACCGACGAGCAGCUGGAUGCGUUGGCCGUGCAUUUAUCGUUCGAUCAGAUGAAGAAAAAUCCAUCAACAAACAACGACCAGAUGGUACGAAGUGCGAUGAAAAUGAAUGGCCGGGAAGGGGAACAAUUUGAGUUUAUGCGAAAAGGAAUUGUUGGAGAUUUUCGCAAUGAGUUGUCGGAAGAGUACAUCGAGAAGUUUGAUCGCUUCAUCGAGCAGCAACUUGCCGGUAGUGAUUUCAAGUACGAUUUAUAAUACUCUAAACUAGUGUUGGGUACAUCUGAUUCAGAUUCAUGAAUCUGAAUGAAUCUUUAAAAAUCUUAAUGAUUCAUGAAUCCCCAAAGACUCAUGAAUCUACAAAUCUACAUGAAUCUUGAAAGACUCAUGAAUAUCCAAAAAAGAUUCAUAAAACUCGAAAGAUUCACGAAUCUCAAGGCAUUAGUGAAUCUCCAAUAAUUCAUAGAACUUUAGCUUCCCAUUAUUCUUCCUUUUUGUGUAACAACUUACGUUGUCAUGACAGCCUAUACAGGCUUUCGAGACUCUUUGGAAAGUACCAUGCGAUCGGACAGUUUGUUUCGCUAUGGGGAGACGAUCCAUGCAGACUUGAAUCCAUGACGGGCAUGUUGUUAGGUGGGAUCGUGCAAAUGCAAUAUUUUGACAAUCAUACACCAUAUAAAGAUUCAUGAAUCCCUGGAGAUUCAUGAAUAUUAAGAGAUUCAUUAAUAUUUAUAGCUUCAUGAAUCUUUGAAGAUUCAUGAAUCCUUGGAGAUUCGUUAAUUUGUAGAGAUUCAUGAAUCUGUCAAGAUUGGUCAAUCUGUAGAGGUUCAUGAAUCUUUGAAGAUUCGUGAAUUUGAGAGAUUCAUGAAUCUUUAAAGAUUCGACUCGAGAUUCGAUUCACUCACCACUGAAGAUUCAUAUGAAUGAAUCUCAUCGAAAGAUUCAUCAAUCCCAACACUACUCUAAACUGUCAAUAAAUAAGCGCUCAAGUUUGAUUACA
Messenger RNA from Anopheles coluzzii, 1830 nucleotides. RefSeq names its product luciferin sulfotransferase-like. Gene Ontology annotation, cellular component: cytoplasm. Gene Ontology annotation, biological process: sulfation. The transcript has 5 exons. Gene Ontology annotation, molecular function: sulfotransferase activity. The record is from RefSeq and is a predicted model, not a curated record. The coding region runs from base 105 to 1088 and encodes 327 amino acids. Lineage: Eukaryota; Metazoa; Arthropoda; Insecta; Diptera; Culicidae.